UCAGCUUAGAUGGGACCAAAGCCUCAGCCUGACUCACACACUUCCAAAUCGACGGCACUACUCAGACCGACGUGCUCAAGUAAACACUGGCGGCUGUGGCCGACACAAGAGAGACUCUGUCUAGUGUGUCUUUUUCUUUAACGUUCUUCAAGAGCAGUCCUUGAGGUAGGCCCCAACUCAUCCAAGCCAAGAGGGGCCCAGGUGUGCUCUACCUUGCAACUUUUGAACCCUGGAACUCUACUGUAGAGCAGUAUGACUCUUCUAGGCUCUGAACACUCAAUACUGAUACGAAGCAAGUUCCGAUCAGUGCUACAGUUAAGACUUCAGCAGAGGAGGACACGAGAGCAGCUGGCAGACCAAGGCAUCAUGCCUCUAAAUCAUGGCAAGUUCCCCAAGCAAGAGGACUCGUACGCAUUUGAGGAGGACAGCAGCAGUGAGAGUUUGUCUCCAGAUCAGCACCACAGUGAUGACUCUCAGGGCUCUGCCUGUCCUUCAUCCGAGGUUGUCAGCAGCACAGCCUCCUCUUCCUCACCUGGGCUCACCAGCACACAACAGGAGGGCACAACCAGAGACCCACCUGACCAAAGCCAAGAUGAAGGACUGUCUGCAGCAGGCACCAACCAGGCUACUCCUCCAAUACCAGUUCCUGCUAUUGUCAAGUCCAAGACCGCAGACAAGAGCCGCCAUAAGAAGCCCAAAGAUGUGAAGCCAAAAGUGAAGAAGCUGAAAUACCACCAGUACAUUCCCCCUGACCAAAAGGCUGACAAGUCGCCGCCACCGAUGGACUCGGCCUAUGCUCGACUCCUCCAGCAGCAGCAGCUCUUCCUGCAGCUACAGAUCCUCAGCCAGCAGAAACACGCUCACACUCAUUCGCAGUCGCAGCAGCAGCACGCUGCCUUGAUGAUGCAGGACCAGGCUCAGCAGAGACAACCUGCCUUUACUUACCAGCCUCACCCGCAGGCACACCUGCACAAGGGGACGUGUGACCAGCUGCCAGCUUGUACCCCCAAUGGUCCAUCCAACCCAGGAGACAGCAACCCGUCCUCACCUGUCAAGACGCCAUAUCCCAGCCAAAACAACAUCUCUCCCGUCAAACCUGGGCCCCUGCCAGCCAAUCUCGAUGACCUUAAAGUAUCUGAGCUAAGGCAGCAUCUUCGUAUCCGUGGCUUGCCAGUCUCUGGCACCAAGACGGCUCUCAUCGAGCGACUCAGGCCCUUCAGGGAUUCCAACACUGGAUCCUCCCCUUCUGGGUCCUCCGAUAUCACCACAGUGACCUUCCCCGUCACUCCAAUGGGGUCACUGUCCUCUUACCAGUCUCCAUCCUCCUCCAGUACCCUGUCCCGGGGAGGCUAUUACCCUUAUCCCAGCAACUCCUCUACACCUCCAAUCUCACCAGCAUCCUCUGAGCUCUCUCUAAGCGGCUCACUCCCAGACAGCUUCAGCGAUGUCCCCAUGUCCUCUCCAUCACAGUUCGCUCCAAGGCAGUCAUCCCCUGGCCAACUCAGCAUGGAUGACGGGCUUGGCGGCUCGCGGUUAGGGGAGGGUGGAGGGAUGGAUGGCAUGGAGGCAGCGAAAGACAAAAUGCUGGUUGAAAAGCAGAAGGUGAUUGAAGAGCUGACAUGGAAGCUUCACCAGGAACAAAGACAGGUUGAAGAGUUGAAGAUGCAGCUUCACAAGAGGAAGCGCUGUUAUGGAGCCACUGCAGGCACCGUUACUACAUCUCACAAUCCCUCCAUGCACCAUCAGACCAUGAUGGGCCAGCAUUCCUUUGAGGUGAACGUCAAACAAGAACCAAUGUCACUCUCCUCGAGCUGCCCACUUUCCUCUCCCAAACAUAUCAAGAGCUCUUCGGGGAACUGCUUGGAGGACAUGAGACACUGCAGCACCGUGCUCCACAAUAUGGGGGGGCAUUGUGGACCCCAAUGUAUGGACUCGGACCCAUCCUCAGGCAGCCCGUCCACCUUGACUGCUUUCCUUAGUCCACAGGGCUCGCCGCAAGACUCUUCUAUCGGAAAAACAAUCGGAAGCCCCCAGCCUUCGUCUCCGAACAACCCCUACAUGCUGUCACCUCUUGUGGGGAGGGAAGGCUGCAAUCAGCCCAACUCCCACUGCAGUGCCAGAGCAUCCAGUUUGCAGGUACCUCACAAGAGUGCUCAGCCCAUCAACUGCUCUUAUCCUUCUGAACAAAGAGGCCUCCAAGGACUUUAUUACAACACAGCUGAUUAUGGGCUCAGUCAGAAUGGCUUAGUUAAACCUGGCAACCCAACUAUUCAACCAAAGCAGCUGACCAGAAGCCAGCAGAUGGAUGAACUUUUGGAUGUUCUCAUAGAAAGUGGAGGGUACCCCAGCCUGCUCCUUCCGAGGUUCCACCGCCACUACGAGCACCAGGCACCCACACCGCUUCAUUACGACCACCUGGAGACUUUGCUGGGUCCGAUGAGCAGGGGCGGGGAAGGCGCCGCUCUUAAAACGGCCACAGACGGCGGGCAGCAAGAAGAUGGCGGCAACAGAGACAGCCAAGAUUACAGCGGCCCUCAUGACUACCAAUGUCACUCUCACCAUCCCCAGCAGGACAAGGUUGGGACAAACAGAGAUCCGGUGGACACACCUCUCUCGCCCCUCAGCAAGGUGUCUGCUCUCCCUGAGGUGCAGGGGAUGGUCAGUAUGGCAUUCAGUGAGACGCCGUGGGAGACGAUGGAGUGGCUGGACCUCACUCAGCCCACUUCAAACCCGGCCUUGAAUGUUCCAACGCCAAGUAUGCCCAGCAUUUUCAACACAGAGUUCCUGGAUGUCAGCGAUAUUAACUUGAACUCCGCUAUGGACCUUCACCUGGAGCACUGGUGAAUGCAGAAACAAUGCAAUGUUGUUAACUAUCCAAAGCUUACACAUCAGCUUUUUACCUUUUCAACCCCAAACACCCCUGCAACCAGGCCCUGGCUGUAUUGCUGCAAUAUUAGUCAAAAUAACAAUAGUUAAUAGAAUAUUUUAAUCUCUUCUUAUUACGGGAUUUUUUCCCCCCUGAAACUACCCAGAAGGGGGAAGCACGGUGGCAGAGGGGUUGGUGCGUCUGCCUCACAAUACGAAGAUCCUGAGUAGUCCUGGGUUCAAUCCCGGGCUCGGGAUAUUUCUGUGUGGAGUUUGCAUGUUCUCCCCGUGACUGCGUAGGUUCCCUCCGAGUACUCCGGCUUCCUCCCACCUCCAAAGACAUGCACCUGGGGAUAGGUUGAUUGGCACUACACUUUGGUCCCUAGUGUGUGAAUGUGAGUGUGAAUGUUGUCUGUCUAUCUGUGUUGGCCCUGCGAUGAGGUGGCGACUGGUCCAGGGUGUACCCCGCCUUCCGCCCGAUUGUAGCUGAGAUAGGCACCAGCUCCCCCCGCGACCCCAAAGGGAAUAAGCAGUAGAAAAUGGAUGGAUGGACUACCCAGAAGCAGACGUGUUUAUCUAAGAACGUGUCUAAGUUCUACGUGUGAAUGGACUGAAACAGGUGUCAAUAAUUUAGGACAUAGUUUGAGUCCUAACAAUUCAAUUUUGAAUUAAAUAUUUUGAGCAAGUUUUCCCAAUGUUAAGAUUUGCAAUUUGAAAGAUGUGCAUGGAAACGUGCAUACACAGGUUAAUUUGCUUUUUGACACUAUCGAGUCUUUAAAGACCGUUUUGUCGUUGUCACUUCCCGAUUUAUUCAACUGCCCAAUUUGACUUUCUUUUUUUUAAACAACGGUUCACCAAAGUAUCUACUGAUAACCUAAAAUAAUCAAAAACCACACUUUAAAAAUUUAAAUUACUUUUAUCCAUCCACAUCUCUAAUUAUAAAAAUUUGAAGCUUCCCUUUUCUUCUUAGCUCUGAAUCCGGGUGACAUCAUUGGUGGUUACUUGCCAUAACUAAAUAAGCUUGCUUUUCAUGCUUACAAUUGAAGUAUUGUAUUUUUCGGACCAUAGGGCGCACCGGAUUAGAAGACGCACUGCCGAUAAGCGAGUCUAUUCAGAUGUAUUUUCUUGUGGUCUACAUAACAUGUAAUGGUAGUUCUUUGGUCAAAAUGUUGCAUAGAUUAUGUUUUACAUAGCGGCUACUUUGUCGUUCCAAAAAGGGUUCGAAAAAAUAAAAAUAAAGAUUGCAGAGUAGCCUUGAGGAGGAAGUUUAUGACGCACUAAAUUCCUAAUAAGCACUCGCGGAGAUACAUCCAGAUUCAAAAUGUUGAUCAUUUAUUUUCAAAAAACAAAAAAUAAUCACCGUGGUUGACUUUAUAUAUAAUACAAAUAAACUUAUUUAGUGGUAAACAAACAAUAUCACUCCUCACUCCUUCAAUAUGACAGACAGACAAAGGCAGCGCCCAGCUCUGCUGUCUUCCUAAUUAUAGGAGGAGGACGUUGCCCACCAGGAGGAGCGUGAGCAGCUGAAAACAUUCAGUCAAUAUAAUUUAUCUGAAAAAUCCAAUAAUCCAUCAAUAUCAUCAUUGGCAUGAUUCGAUUCCAUUGUCAAAACAAUUAUUGAAUAAAUAAUAUAAAUAGGCUCCAACAGACCAUCUUCAAGUUGUCUUUCUGACCGUCGCUUCAGGAUGCGCCGUUUUGCGGGCGGUCUUAUUUACUUGGCUCCACUUCGACAGCGUCUUCUCCCCGUCAUCUUUGUUGUAGCGGUAGUUUUUAGAGCUUUCAUAGAGGGUCCACUGACAGAUAUGAGUUAGAACUGUAUGGUACUUUAUAUUAAAAAAUGGCAACAUCAGAGUAUUAAUGCCCCACAAAAAGAAGAUAGAGGACAAAGAAGGAGCUUGUUGACAAUGGACUAUAGUGACAGACGCACGCUAUUUUUCAGGACUUAUGCGGAUCCCAAAUACACAUUAGCAGGAACCAAUAAGUAAGAAAAGUUGGAUAUGCAUACCAUGCAAACCAAAACGCCAGAUAGUAUGUCUCCUAAUAGGUCCAAUUUUGCAGUCCCUAUACACACACACCAUAAUACCCUUAUGUUGAAGCAGAGUACGUCUGACUAGGGAAACCGUAAUGCUCCGACAAUCCAUCAAUGGUGCGGUUUCGUAGCUUACCAAAGUUGUACUACAACAUUUUGACUGAUUUUUGAGCGCUGUGUGUAACGUUCUAUACAACAUUAAAGUUUUGGUUUCUCUUACUUGCCUUUACUUGCUAGCGUCAACCCAUGUAUCUCUUAUGUGUGACAUCCACCUACUGGUCACACUUAUCAUUACACCAUGUACCGAAUAAAAUUCGUUCAGGUCUUGUAAGCACAACCAGAAUUAAUACAUAGGUCGUUUUUUGGGAAAAUGAAAAGAUUUCAAGUGCGCCUUAUAAUCCGAAAAAUAUGGUACUCUGUUUUGUUUUGUUUUGUUUUUUCAUAUAAUUUCGCUUUCCAAACACUUUAAAUACACAUAUGUUGGUAUUUUUGUAAUAUUUUGUACACAAAUACAGUCGUAUUAUUUUGGGGGCCACAUUGCCAUAAAGCUAGACCAGGCCAAAUGAUGAAAAAGACAGGACCUAAAAUGGAAACUUGAGGAACACCACUAGUACAACUGAAGAAGUACAACAAAUGACUACUAACUGCAUCUGAAGUAAAACAAAUCACAGCAACAAUUUAAUUGCCUGAAUCACAUGACAAAACUUACAAAAAUUAACUGCCAAAAGAAGUGCCUCAGUCCUGUAAAUCACAAGUUCGGACUGUAGUGUUCUGUGUGUGGUAGCAAGGUUAAAAGGUCAAUGUAAGGAACUGCAAAUGUCUUUACAGUGGUCCAAGUUCUCUCGUGUUUUUAGGAAUUUGCUGCAAAAAAGGUUUGUUUCCAAGUUUUGAACGGAAAAGUCCCGCUUAGCAGCACAGCAGGAAUUUGCAACACAUGCACUGACAAUUGGGCAGUUCUAUAAAUCGGUUAGUGAGAGUCAGAAUGGUUCCUUGUUUCUUUAACAAAAGUCUACCAAUCAACCAGCCGAUUUAGUGUUGUCACACUUUAAUUGGCUGUUCAAUCCGUCAAUCAUCCACAGGAUUAGAUGUAAUCGGCCCAAUAUACGUACGUUAAUAUAGCCAGAGCCUGGUUAGUGGGAUACUUAGGGGCUAAAAGGUCAAUUUACAAAACAAACCACAUGAAUUCACUGAAGCUUUACCAAAAAACAGACAGAAAGGUACUCAAUGGAACACAGACUGACGCCAACACUACAACAAUCCUGAUUUGAAUCGCCACAACUUUAUCGUUAGCCAGCUUCUGUUUAUUUUCUGGUAUUUAUGAAAAAUGCUUCCUGCAUUCAAAACUACUUUUUUUGCUCGACAAUAAUCAUCAUCUUUUUACUUUAACGGAGAACUAUAAUUUUUGGGGAAGUUCACAAUCAUUAUGAAAGACAUAACGACGGAUGUAUUUUUUUUUAAUGUAUUCUAAAUAUUAAAUAAACAUACAAACCCUGUUUCCAUAUGAGUUGGGAAAUUGUGUUCGAUGUAAAUAUAAAAGGAAUACAAUGAGUUACAAAUCAUUUUCAACCCAUAUUCAGUUGAAUAUGCUACAAAGACAACAUAUUUGAUGUUCAAACUGAUAAACUUUAUUUUUUUUUUUUUUUGCAAAUAAUCAUUAACUUUAGAAUUUGAUUCCAGUAACACAUGACAAAGAAGUUGGGAAAGGUGGCAAUAAAUUCUGAUAAAGUUGAAAAAUGCUCAUCAAAAACUUAUUUGGAACAUCCUACAGGUGUGCAGGCUAAUUGGGAACAGGUGGAUGCUAUGAUUGGGUAUAAAAGCAGCUUCCAUGAAAUGCUAAGUAAUUCACAAACAAGGAUGGGGCGAGGGUCACCACUUUGUAAGCAAAUUGUCGAACAGCUAUUGCAAGGAAUUUAGGGAUUUUACCAUCCACGGUCCGUAAAAUCAUCAAAAGGUUCAGAGAAUCUGGACAAAUCACUGCACGUAAACGAUGAUAUUACAGACCUUUGAUCCCUCAAGCGGUACUGCAUCAAAAACCAACAUGAGUGUGUAAAGGAUAUCACCACAUGGGCUCAGGAGCACUUCAUAAAACCACUGACAGUAACUACAGUUGGUCGCUACAUCUGUAAGUGCAAGUUAAAACUCUACUAUGCAAAGCCAAACCCAUUCAUCAGCAGCACCCAGAAACGCCGCCCGCUUCGCUGGGCCUGAGCUCAUCUAAGAUGGACUGAUGCAAAGUGAAAAAGUGUCCUGUGGUCUGACGAGUCCACAUUUCCAAUUAUAUUUGGAAACUGUGGACGUGGAGUCCUCCGGAACAAAGAGGAAAAUAACCAUCCAGAUUGUUAUAGACGCAAAGUUCAAGAGCCAGCAUCUGUGAUGGUAUGGGGGUGUGUUAGUUAUUUAAAAAAAAGAGUGCGGGUACUUUCCUGGCCCGCCUGCAGUCCAGAACUGUCUCCCAUCGAAAACGUGUGGCGCAUUAUGAAGCGUAAAAAUACGACAGCGGAGACCCCAGACUGUUGAACGACUGAAGCUCGACAUAAAACAAGAAUGGGAAAGAAUUCCACUUUCAAAGCUUCAACAAUUAGUUUCCUCAGUUCCCAGUUUAUUGAGUGUUGUUAAAAAAAAAGGUGAUGUAACACAGUGAUGAACUCGCCCUUUCCCAACUACUUUGCAGCCAUGAAAUUCAAAGUUAACUAUUAUUUGCAAAAAUCAAAUAUCUUGUCUUUGUAGUGCAUUCAACUGAAUAUGGGUUGAAAAUGAUUUGCAAAUCAUUGUAUUCCGUUUACAUUUACAUCUAACACAAUUUCCCAACUCAUAAGGAAACAGGAUUUGUAAAUGAAAGCCAAUGGGAGCUCCAUUAUUUCGUCCAUAAAAUCCAAUAAAUAACCAUUCAAAAAGUGCCAACAAUACUCCAUUUACAUGUGUGACUUGAACAUUAACCAGGUUUUAGUGAUAUUGUUAUUAUAAGAGCUAACGCAGAUGAACUAUAUAUAGCAGCAACGUGAUCACUUCUGUGUGUCCCUAUGUUUACAUCAUACAGUGGUCUGCUGUUUCCUCGCUUCCCUACUUCCUGUAAGUUUAUUCUAGAUCAUAAAGCGUGCCUUUCACUUGAAAAGUAGAUGGCUGAGGAUAUAAUCUGACAAAUUGGGGCACUUUGACAGCCAUAUAAGACCUGGAACUGGGAAGAACCACACAAAGGGCGCUUGGUCCCUUUCCCAUUUCUUUGUGAGGAUUCUUCGUCAUUUUUCAUCUAAAUUGGAAUAUAGGAGCAUCUUAGCAUCCGGCAUUCUAAUGACAGAAGAUACUGUACAGUAAGUGAUGUUGUGUUAUGUUUGUUGGCUCUCAUAAAGUCUGCAGUGAGUCAGUCACAAAGAAAAAAAAAGCAAACAUGGUGCGUUUUUAAAAUGAAGUGUGCUUAAAAUGAUCACAAUAGGUAAAUAUUAAAUCUUAUUAUAAAUGUGCCUUUUACUACAUUACAUAUAUACUUACAUCCUGUAUAUUUAAACCCUAAUGGAGGUGUUUAGGUGUUUUUAGGGUCUCUAUAGGCAAAAUUUAACAGCUUUUGUUUGCCUUUAUUUAAUAUUUAGAAUGCAUUAAAAGAAAAUCUAUCCGUCGUCAUGUCUUUCAUAAAGAUUGUGAACAAUAAGCAAAAUUCCCCCAAAAAGUGUAGUUCCCCUUGAAGUGCAAUCUCUGAACUGUUAUUGGACAAAACACUCUUGGGCAAUACAGUACACACUUCCACCUGAAUAAAAUACACUGAAUAUUCUUCAGACAAUAAAACAUGUACAGUCGUACCUCAAUUUAUGAGCUCAAUAUGUUCUAUGACCAAGCUCGCAUCUCAAAUCAACAGAACUCAUUGAAAUGAAUUAAAAAUAAAUUUGCCUGGUGUUCUCUCCCCCCAAAACAGCACACUUUAACAUGAAAAACACACUUUUAAAAAAUGAAAUACUGUAUAUAAAAACAAUACAAUACAAUGUACUACAAACAACUAGUUUUAUGAGAGUUUGGUACGCCAAAGCUCUUCACUUUUGCCCGUAACAUAACAAUCAGCUGGUAAUUAUCUUAAGUGGAGGUACCGUUGUAUGCUUUGCAAUACCAUUUUUAUAAAAUGGUGACAAUCAUUUAAAAGUGUUGGAGUUGGUUUGCGUUGCUGGAAAAAACAAUUACAAAAUACAUUUGACUGCUUAAUGCUGUACAUAAGUCCAUUUUGGUUUGUUUCCUGACUAUAUAUAUCUGCACUGGGAUCAAACAAAAAGUUCAAGUUGUCAGUAUUGUGUGAAAACAGAAAUGGUGUAGAAGAUGACUUCAUCUUUGAAUGUCAGUACAAAACUCACCGUGCACCUCUUGCCUAACCGAUGCAGUAUUUGUCACAUGAUGCUUUUGGGUUGUAGAAUAUGUGCGUGAAAAUGGCUGGCAUUCUUUGGAGGGACCUUUUUUAGUGACUCUCUCUGAUAUUUUGGACAUUUAACCAUGGAGUGGCAUUAUUUAAAAUGUAUGAAAGAGUGGCCAUCUUUCAAUUGGCAGAAAUUGUAAACAACCUACUUUUUUUUCUUCUUUUUUUGUUAAUGCAUGUACCCCGCGACUCCAAGAGGGACAAGCGGUAGAAAAAAUGGAUGGAUGAAAUAUAUGCACGUACAAGAUUCUCCUUUCAACGUGCCUGUAUGUAGCUAUUUACACGCAUAAAUCAUACAAGCAUGGAUCAAAUCAUUAUUUCCCCCACGGUAAUGUCAUCUCUAUUUUUCUAACAAAUACUUUUUUUCCUAAAAAAAAUUGUCACCUUUUAUAUCUCCUAGCCAACUUCAAUUAUUUAUUUGGUGUAAUACUCUUUGUACUGUUUCAUGUAUUUUUACGACAUUCCUUUCUAGACUUGGAGAUUGGGGCUUCUUAUGGACCGAAAAGGAAACUCCAGUUCUACAAAUUGACCACAGACAUUUUUUGUCAGACAUUUGAAAAUAUCCUGCAAACUGAAAUACUGUAACCACUUUUGAAAUGAAACCUUAAACCCUUCUCCUUCCUGAAAUGUCCAGUACCAGCACUUGUGAAUAAUAAAUGUAA
This is a messenger RNA of Nerophis ophidion (straightnose pipefish), 9946 nucleotides long. It is a transcript of the gene myocd, whose product is annotated as myocardin. NCBI's taxonomy places the organism in Eukaryota, Metazoa, Chordata, Actinopteri, Syngnathiformes, Syngnathidae. Gene Ontology annotation, biological process: smooth muscle cell differentiation; cardiac muscle cell differentiation. The record is from RefSeq and is a predicted model, not a curated record. Bases 253 to 2844 code for a protein of 863 amino acids. The transcript is spliced from 11 exons.